This is a messenger RNA of Nylanderia fulva, 1920 nucleotides long. It is a transcript of the gene Not11, whose product is annotated as CCR4-NOT transcription complex subunit 11. Gene Ontology annotation, cellular component: CCR4-NOT complex. The record is from RefSeq and is a predicted model, not a curated record. Lineage: Eukaryota; Metazoa; Arthropoda; Insecta; Hymenoptera; Formicidae.
AUAGGUACCCUGUUGUAGAUCCGGCCUAAAAACUCUAUAUAGAGUUGAAAAACGUUAUCGAAUCGGUCAUGUGGAUUUAUCAGUCAAAAAAAAAUAUCAAACAUACUUUCAUAUACAUAACAAAUUUGAAUCUUACAACAUCCACUUGCAUAUUCUCUAUUCGUAAACACUCUUGAGAUAUUUAUGCAUAAGAGGCGGUUGCAAGUUUUUCCACGUUUACGACAUCAUGAAAUGAUGCAUAAGUGUCUCAUCAAAUGAUAAACCACCCAGGUAGCAAGAUGUUUGCUGUGAUGGCAUUGAAUAAACUGCUGGACCUCCUCAAGGAAGAGAACCUGGAUACCAGCCUGGAGAGUCUCUGCAAUCAGCUUCACCAGAGCUUCCCCAAGAAGGACCAUUUGGAGGUGGGAACAGUAUUACUAAUGCAAUUGCAGCAUGUUGACUUGUUGCAAAAAAAUGUUCAGCGUGUUAUAGCAUGGACCCUGCUGUUUGACCUCUACAAAGGGGAACCGUUGGCUUCCACACCCUUUGCUAAUGUGUUUGUGCAGACUCUGAAACAGGAAGACAAUAAUAAUGGUGCUUCAAAGCUGCCCAAUCAUCACACAGGUCAUAUACCAUAUCUGUCUCAUUGCGAAAGGAAUUUGUUGGUCAAUCUAUUGGGAUACAGUCACAAGGACAUUAUAAAGAAAACGCCACGUCAGAUUGUGGAUGAAUCCUCUUUCGUCUCUGUACUGUCCAUUGAUCUGACUAACUUACAAUUGCAGUUGGCGGAGCAUCAAUCCGAGUUGCCAUCCAUCAGCAAAUGUGGGAUUCCUAUUAUUCUACCUGAUAUGGAUCAGUCCAAAGAAACAGAGUUUGAUGACACUACCAUAAGAAGUAUAAUGGAGGAUCUCACUGAUGGGGAUCUACCGUUAUGCAGACAGAGCUUUCAUCCUGAAUUUUUGAGACUGGCGCCGCCUCUCUUUCAAUCCGCCAAUGAGAUAGCCUGGUUAAAUGUCACAGAACCGACACAAUUCACGAUCGAAUAUGAUGGCAGCAUGUGUGUGUCCAAUUGCGCCGGUGCUGAGGCUCGUAAACUUAUGGGCAAGGCCUUCAAGGGUGUGCUGACGCUGCCCCAGCAGCAGCAUCUGGUCAAUGAGCUGGAGGACGACCCAAAGCUCGUUUACCAUAUAGGACUUACACCCUGCAAAUUGCCGGAUCUGGUUGAGAACAAUCCUCUGAUCGCCAUUGAGGUUCUAUUGAAGCUGAUGCAGUCUAGCCAAAUCACGGAAUACUUCAGCGUUUUAGUGAACAUGGAGAUGUCCCUCCAUUCAAUGGAAGUCGUGAACAGAUUAACUACUACAGUGGAUCUGCCGACGGAAUUUGUACAUUUGUAUGUGAGCAAUUGUAUAUCCACUUGCGAAACCAUUAAGGAUCGUUAUAUGCAAAGCAGACUGGUACGAUUGGUCUGCGUGUUUCUGCAAUCCCUGAUAAGGAAUAAGAUUAUAAAUGUGCAAGAAUUGUUUAUCGAAGUCCAAGCGUUUUGUAUUGAAUUUAGUCGAAUCAGAGAAGCCGCCGCGUUAUUCCGACUUCUGAAACAACUUGAAUCUGGUGAUACCGGUGGACUUAAUGUUUCAUCUACAAAAAACAAAAUAGAUAUGUAUUAAUACAAAAAUUAUCAUUUUUAUUAAUUACCAGAGCACAGAUUUUGAAGCAUGUGUAUUGUCAACAAAUUAUUAGUUAAUUAUUUAGUUAUAUAUCAUAUUGUAUUUAUGUAUUGUAAUACUUUUAUAUAGCAUGAUAAUAUUAAUUUUAUUAAGACACUCAAGUAAUAAAUAUUUUUGUUAAUUUAUGUAAACUUAUGUAUAAAAAAUCAUGUUUGAUAAGGUACAUAUCAAAUGUUUCAAAUGUAAAAAAAAUUAUCUAUUAAAAAAAAAUUAUAUA